Messenger RNA from Hibiscus syriacus, 1846 nucleotides. RefSeq names its product patellin-3-like. The record is from RefSeq and is a predicted model, not a curated record. The coding region runs from base 90 to 1802 and encodes 570 amino acids. Gene Ontology annotation, molecular function: lipid binding. Lineage: Eukaryota; Viridiplantae; Streptophyta; Magnoliopsida; Malvales; Malvaceae. The transcript has 6 exons.
CACCUUCCCCUUCAGUUUUCAAACCCAAUACCUACUCUCUCAGAUUCUCUCUAUCUCUGCUUUCUUCUUCUUUGCUUUAGUUUUAUAUCAUGGCCGAGGAGACUCUAAAGCCUGAGGCAGCUGCUGCGCCUGCCGAGGAAGUGGUUGUGGAGAAGGAGAAAGAGGAGGCUGCGCCGCCUCCUGCUGCAACCGAGGCCGUUGUUGAAGAGAAACAAGCCGAGGAGCCUAAGGUUGAAGAAAAGGAAGCCAAGGUCACUCAGUCUGCUUCUUUCAAGGAUGAAACCAAUAUAGUCGGUGAACUCCCUGACGCACAGAAGAAGGCUCUCGAAGAGCUUAAGCAACUUAUUCAAGAAGCUCUUAACAAGAACGAAUUCAGUGCUCCACCUCCACCUCCUCCGGCUAAAGAAAAAGAAUCUAAACCACCGGCCGAGGAAAAGAAAGAGGAAGACCAACCUGCUGCUGUUGAAACUGAAGAAAAAACUGAAGAGAAAGCUCCUGAAAAAGUCGAAGCUGAAGCAUCAGCACCUGUUGAAAUCAAGGAAGAAGAAGAGAAGACUCCGCCGCCAGCCGAGACUGUGGUGCAAACAGAGGUUGUUGAAAAAGCUCCAGUCGUCGAGGACGAUGGUGCCAAGACUGUAGAAGCAAUUGAGGAGUCCGUAGUAGCAGUAGCUCCUCCUCCUCCGGCUGAGAAACCAGAAAAAACUGCCUCUUCUUCGGUGGAACCAGAGGUGGUUCCGAAAGAUGAGCCAAAGGAAGCCGAUGUUCCUCCACCUCCACCGGAAGAGGUAUCCAUAUGGGGAAUCCCACUCCUCGCAGACGAAAGGAGUGACGUGAUCCUAUUGAAAUUCUUGAGGGCAAGGGAUUUCAAAGUGAAGGACGCAUUCACCAUGCUCAAAAACACUGUCAUCUGGCGAAAGGAAUUCGGAGUUGAAGGUUUGCUGGAAGAAGACCUCGGAAAUGAACUGGAGAAAGUGGUUUUCAUGCACGGAUUUGACAAAGAAGGUCACCCUGUAUGUUACAACGCUUACGGAGAAUUCCAAAACAAAGAAUUGUAUCACAACACUUUCGGAGACGAUGAAAAGCGAUCCAAAUUCUUGAGAUGGAGGAUUCAAUUCUUGGAAAAAAGCAUCAGAAAACUUGACUUUAGUCCCACCGGUAUCAAUACAAUAGUUCAGGUUAAUGAUCUCAAGAAUUCUCCUGGACUCACCAAAAGGGAACUCAGACAAGCUACCAACCAUGCCCUUAACUUGCUUCAGGAUAAUUAUCCAGAGUUCGUGGCCAAACAGGUGUUUAUCAAUGUUCCAUGGUGGUACUUGGCAUUCAAUCUGAUGAUUAGCCCUUUCCUUACCCAGAGAACCAAGAGCAAGUUUGUGUUUGCAGGUCCAUCCAAAUCAACCGAUAUCCUUUUCAGAUAUAUUGCCCCUGAACAAGUACCAGUUCAGUAUGGUGGAUUGAGCAGGGAGGGUGAACAAGAAUUUAGCGUUGCUGAUGCUGCAACUGAGGAUACAAUCAAACCAGCAACCAAACACACCGUUGAAUUCCCUAUAACUGAGAAAUCUACUCUGGUCUGGGAGCUACGAGUUGUGGGAUGGGACGUGAAUUAUGGAGCCGAAUUUGUGCCAACAGCUGAAGAUGGAUACACCGUGAUCGUAUCAAAGACGAGAAAAGUAGGUCCGGCCGAUGAAUCCGUGAUCUCCGGCAGCUUCAAAACAGGUGACGCUGGGAAAAUUGUUCUCAACAUCGAUAACCAAACCGCAAAGAAGAAGAACUUCUGUAUAGGUCAAGGCCAAACCGUAUUCUGAUUGAAGCUUCUUCAAUGGCGAAUAUCAUCAAUGCUCAAUGUGUC